Molecule: messenger RNA, 2203 nt
Organism: Rosa rugosa (rugosa rose)
Lineage: Eukaryota; Viridiplantae; Streptophyta; Magnoliopsida; Rosales; Rosaceae
Product: trihelix transcription factor DF1-like
Exons: 2
Coding region: 178-1875 (565 amino acids)
Source: RefSeq, a predicted model, not a curated record
UUGACCAUCGCAAUUACCGACUCAGAGACCCAAUCAAAAAGCCCGAGCUGAGUUCUUAAAGUACCCUCUGCAAUUUUACCCUUUACCCACUUUCUUCUUCACUUACCCAAUACUUCCACAAAUUCACCUUCUUCCCUCGGGAAAUCUCUCAGCUGUACAACUGUAAAAUCCUCCGGUAUGCUGGAAAAUUCAACUUUACCGGCCAAUCCAAGCUCGCCCGCAAGCGACCGGAGAGCCGAGGAGGUCGCCGGCGAUGGUGGGUCCGUCUCAGUUGGGCUUGAGGAGGAAGAGAGAGCCGGACUUGAACAGGGUUACCGGAACUGGGCCGGUAACCGGUGGCCUCGGCAGGAGACUCUGGCUCUGCUCAAGAUAAGGUCAGAUAUGGACGCGGAGUUCAAGGCAGCCACCGCUAAAAUGCCUCUCUGGGAAGAGGUUUCAAGGAAAAUGGGAGAGGCUGGAUAUAGCAGAGAUGCCAAAAAAUGCAAGGAGAAAUUCGAGAACAUAUACAAGUACCACAAAAGGACUAGAGAAACGCGGUGUGGUCGAUCAGCUGGCAAGACGUACAAGUAUUUUGAGCAGUUAGAGGCUAUAGAGCAACACCAUUUUGAACAUCUUCCCCCUGCUGAAACGGUUCAAGCUGAAACAGCGGAAACAGCAGCAACAAUCCCAAAGGAUGGUGUUUCCCAUGCAAUCCCCCCGUGUUCUUCAAUUCAACACCAGCUUUCGAGUUUUGUUGAUAACUCGACUCCCACCACAUCAUGUUCAAGCAAAGAGUCUGAAGGCACGCACAAGAAGAAGAGGAGGGUAACUGAGUUCUUUGAGAAGUUGAUGAAGCAAGUGAUCGACAAGCAAGAGAAUUUGCAGACCAAGUUUGUAGAGGUGAUGGACAAGUAUGAACAAGAUCGGGUAGCGAGAGAAGAGGCGUGGAAGAUGCAAGAAAUGGCUAGAAUUGAGAGAGAGAGAGAGCAGCUAGCUCAAGAGAGGUCUGUUGCAGCUGCAAAGGAUGCUGCUGUUCUUGCAUUUUUGCAAAAGUUUUCAGAACAAGCAGCCUCAGUGCAUAUGCCACCAGGCCAAGCAUGCUCAGUUCAAAUUCCAAAUCAACCGUCCUCGGUGCAACUGCCCAUGCAAGCAUGCUCAGUGCAAUUACCAAAUCAAUCAUCUUCUGUGCAACUGCCGGUGCAAGCAUCUGCAGUCCGAGUUCAAAUGCCUGAUAACUCACCUUUGGCUAACACAGUAACUGACAAGCAGAAAAAGGAUGAAGAUUGGGAGCGUCUGCAUAGGAGUUUGGAAAGGCCAGACAAGAAUAAUGGUGGAAGUCAUACGCCUAUUGGUUCUACACGGUGGCCUAGAGAAGAAGUUGAAGAUUUGAUUAAGCUGAGAUCUAAUUAUGAUUUGCAGUAUCAAGAAAAUGGAUCUAAAGGGCAUUUGUGGGAGGAGAUUUCAGCAUCCAUGAAAAAGCUUGGUUAUGACCGGAAUGCCAAGAGGUGCAAGGAGAAGUGGGAGAACAUAAACAAGUACUACAGAAGAUUAAAAGAUAGCAACAAGAAAAGGUCUGAGGAUUCAAAGACAUGUGCUUAUUAUAAUGUGCUUGAUGCUUUGUACAACAAGAAGACUAGUAAGGCUGAGAAUCAAGUUGACUCUAAUUAUGAAUUGAGGCCUGAGGAGCUAUUGAUGCAUAUGAUGAGUGGGCAAGAAGAGCAGCAACAGCCGGAAUCAGUGACUCAGAAUGGUGAUAGUGACAAUGUUGAGAAGAUUCAAGAAGAUAAUGGAAGUGGAGAGGGAGUGGGAGAUGUAGCUGGAGAUGGCUAUCGGAUUGUAGCUGCUAAUCCUUCUCCAAUGGAACAAGAUAAUCCUUCAGUGGCAAUUAUGAGCUGAGGUUAAGUGAUUUAUGAAAGCUUAAGUUGGUGUGUCUUGUUUUUGAAGUGAGUCGGUUUCCAAUUUUUGGUUACCACAUGGUUGUUGUUCAGAUCGUAGUUUUGAGAACUGUUGAGAAGUUUGUUUUGUUUUAGUGCAGUGUAAAAUGGGAUCGUAGAAAGAAAUCUAUACUUUCAUCGUUUGUUGAAUAGAAGAUGGUAGAGACUAGGGAGAGAAUAAAGGAGGGAUAUUGUAUUUGGCUGCUAUGUGGCUUUUGGAUGGUUUAUUCCCUGUUUGUAAAAGUAUGAAUCUCAUUCAUGAAAUUUAUCGUUCUUUAACUGUUCAGCUA